UUGAAUACAUAAUAUUGGUAAUAUUUAAUUGUAUUAAAUUUCUGUAAAGUUGUAUUAAUCAUAAAAUGUCAUUACCUUCUGUUUUUACUGGACCAAUAUGGACAGAAUUAACAAAAAAUACUUGUAUUUCUGCAGCUCUACAUCAAGGUGAUGUUAGUUUUUCAGAUUUUUCACGAGGAAAACAAUGUUUAACAAAUUCAGUUAUAUUUCUGUGUUAUACAAUGAAUAAAAUAAAAACGAAUUAUGGUAUACAAAGUAUUGAUCUAAAUAAUAUUUUGAAGCAAGGAGACAGUCUUUACCUAAAUGUUCGAGAUAAUGAUAUAAAUACAGAUUAUUUAUUGCCAAAUGAUUUGCCAACUCAUGUAAUUUGUUCUGGGAAAAAAAAUAUGCUCAAGAUUACUGACAUAGGAAUUGGUAAUUUAUUGCAAUUAGAAAAUGAUGUCAAUUUAUUCAGUACCAAAUCAAUUGAACAUGCUUUUGAUGAUGCAUUUAAGCUGUCUCCAACAUGUCUUUUAUGUAUAAAAGAUAGUUUUGUUGCAAUAUUCAAAUUUGAUAAUUUUCUUCUUCUUUUUGAUUCACAUAGUAGAGACUGUCAUGGUUUUUUGACCAGUGAAGGAACUGCUGUGGUCAUAAAAUUUGUGUUUGUUUCAGAUUUGUACAUUUUUUUAAAACAGUACAGUAGAUAUUUAACAGAUUCUAAUGAAGUUCGAUUUGAAUUAACAUCUUUAAACAUUGAAGUUAUUGACAUUGAUAGUAUAAAUGGAUUUAGUACAAAAAAUAGUUUAUCUGUUUAUUCUAAAGUCAAUUAUGCACAAUUAACUCCACGUGAAAGUUGUUAUAAAAAUUUAAAGUUAAAGUGUCAUAUAUGUGGUCUACAAGCAAAAUCUUUAUUAGCUUAUGUUACUCAUUAUUCAUGCCACCGUCAUGAUGCAAACAUAUAUUUUCCUUGUGUCAACAAUUGCAACAGAAAUUUUAAAAGCUACUCUUCUUUCAAAAUACAUGUAAAAACUGCUCAUAAUAAUCAAACAGUUAGUACACUUGCUUGGUCAAAAUUUCAAGACAGUGAAAUAUUGUUUACAUGUGGCAUUACGUUAUGCAAACAAGUAUGUAAAGGAUUAAUUCAAUUUCUUAUUCACCUAAAAACUCAUAGUGACUCACAUGAUAAAAUUGUAUGUCCAUUUGUAAAAUGCAAUACAGUUCUUAAUAAUCGAAGUUCAUUAGCAUCUCACUGGACAAGAAAGCAUAAAAAUUGGGAUGCACGACAUAUAAAAUCAAUAUAUUUAACAUUCAUUCCAGAUAUCCCAGAUAGUGUUAAUAAUGACAACCAUGCAGCAAUUUUAGAAAAUUACAGUCCACCUGAGUUGUGCCCUAGAGAAAGUUUAAAUAAAGGUAAAAGCAUUACAUUGGAAGACUAUGUGCAAUGUCAAGCAAUGUUUUUUUUAAAAUUACAAGUGAAACACAUUCUACCAGUAUCGUGCAUUCAAAGCAUUGCAGAUGAGCUUGAAGUUGCUAAUAACUACAGUACUGAGUAUUUGUUGCAUACUCUAUCAUCUGCAACGUCAAGUCUUCCUAUCAAUGUUAGAGAUGAUGUUCUUAAAGAAUUAAUCAAUAUUGAACAUAAAAAAAAAAGUUCUUUGCAUGUUUUGCGCAGUGUAAAAAGCAGGAAAACCUUUUACCAUAAAAAUAUGGUUUACAUAAAGCCUGUUGAAUUUGCAUUAGGCUAUGAUAAUAAUAAAAAAUUUAGAACAGCCCAAUAUGUUUCAAUAAAAGAUUUGAUAUGUAUGCUGUACUCAAGACACAGCAACAAUACUGGAUUCUGGCUGAAACACAGUAGUACUUCAGGUGUAUUUACAGACAUUUCUAGUGGAUCACUAAUGCAAUCAAUUGCAAUAUCUAGUGAAAAGAUAAUAUACCUCAUGUUGUUCCAAGAUUCCUUUGAAGUUACAAAUCCUAUUGGUUCAGGAAAGAAAAAACAUAAAACACUAGCUGUUUAUCUGACAUUAGCAAAUAUUCCGUCCCAAAAACGAUACACAUCCGAUCAACUACAAUUAGUGCUUAUGUGUCGAGAUGUUGAUUUUAAGUUUUUUGGCUUAAAGAAGGUGUUUGCUCCUUUAUUGUCUAAUUUACAGGAAAUUUCAAUGUCUGGUGUUGCUUUUUCUGACACCUUGACAUUAACAAUAAAGCUUCUAUGUAUACUGGGUGAUAAUCUUGGAUCACAUGCUAUUGGAGGUUUUUGUGAAAAUUUCAGUACAGCUCAAUACUUUUGUCGAUACUGCUUAGUGACACGUAUCGAAUUUGAUACAAAUCCUCACUUUUGUGGCCCUGAAAGAACAAAAGAAAUACAUAAUAGAAGCUUGCUUGAACUAGCAAACUGUGGUUUAAACAACUUUGAAGGCGUCAAAUUUCAGUCACCUUUUAAUGAUAUUAGUGAUUUUCAUGUCUCCACUGGUUUGCCACCAUGUCUAGCUCAUGACUGUUUUGAAGGAUUAGUAUCACAAGAUAUGUAUCUUUUUAUUAAGUAUUUUGUUACUAAGCGAUGGUUUUCUUAUAACAACCUAAAUAGAAGAAUAAAUCUACUUAAGUAUUUAGAAAAUGAUGCACAAGACAAACCAUGUGAAGUUAACAAAAUAUCGUGCACAAAGAAGCUAAGUGGCCAUGCAGUACAAAACUGGGUGUUUUUGCGUUUGUUUUCCAUAAUUAUUGGAUCAUAUGUAACUAAUUAUGAGGACUCUGUGUGGUUACUGUAUCUUAAAUUAAAACAAAUUAUGGAGUUGGUUUGUUCACCAAAGAUUGAUCUUGCACAUAUUGCAUACCUAAAGACACUAAUACACGAGUAUUUGUCUGGACGAAAGGAACUGUUUCCUGAUAAUAAACUUUUACCUAAACAUCACUAUUUGUGUCAUUACCCACAGCUUAUACUACGAUAUGGCCCUCUCAUACGUGUGUUUACACUGCGAUUUGAGAGCAAGCAUUCUUAUUUUAAACGAUGUGCUCGAAAUUACCAUAAUUAUAAACACUUAUGCAAAACAUUGACUAGCACCCAUCAAUUGCUGCAAGCAUACAACAAUUCAAGCAUUACAACCCAGGACUAUUUUUCUAUUGAUUCCUUCUUGUUUAAUGGAACAAAUUUCAAUUCUUUAAUAAACAGUUUAAUAUUAAAUACAUGUGGUCAGUUUCCGCAUGAUGUUUCAACGCAUGUUGUUUUUCGUGGCACACAUUACAAGAAAAAUCUCUUUUUAUUGUGUGAUGGAAUUUAUUAAAACCAGCAUCAUUAGAAUCCUGCCAUCUAUAGAUGCAACUUUAUUAGAGCAACUUGCAACUAGUUUGGAGCUGGAUGUUGGAGUGGAGACUCAAGCAGAUCUUCAUUUAGUUACAUUUGAAGACUUGUUUGGCCUAAAACCAAUACAAAA
This is a messenger RNA of Hydra vulgaris (swiftwater hydra), 3410 nucleotides long. RefSeq lists its product as uncharacterized. Lineage: Eukaryota; Metazoa; Cnidaria; Hydrozoa; Anthoathecata; Hydridae. The record is from RefSeq and is a predicted model, not a curated record.